Molecule: messenger RNA, 864 nt
Organism: Charadrius vociferus (killdeer)
Lineage: Eukaryota; Metazoa; Chordata; Aves; Charadriiformes; Charadriidae
Product: metabotropic glutamate receptor 6-like
Biological process (GO): G protein-coupled glutamate receptor signaling pathway; regulation of synaptic transmission, glutamatergic
Cellular component (GO): membrane
Molecular function (GO): adenylate cyclase inhibiting G protein-coupled glutamate receptor activity
Source: RefSeq, a predicted model, not a curated record
UGUGGUCCAGGAGAAUGGAAGAAGUUGGUGAAAGGUGUUCCCUGCUGCUCGCACUGUGAGCUUUGUGGCAGCUACUGCUACUGUGCCAACCCCCUCACCUGCCUGCCCUGUCCCUCCCACCUCCACCCCACCCCCAGUCAUACCCCCUGCUGCCCCACUCCUGUCCUCUGCCUCUGCUGGGGGGACACCUGGGUCACCGUCCCUUUGAUGUUUGUCACCUUUGGUUUGAUGACUACCACUUUUGUCUUGGUCACCUUCAUUAAGCAUCACAAGAUGCCCAUUGUUAAGGCAUCAGGGCAGGAGUUGUGUUACGUCCUAUCGGCCGGCAUCGCUUUGGUCUACACCAUCACCUUCAUCAUGGUGGCCAAGCCUGGGGAUGGCAUCUGUGCCCUAUGGAGACUCCUGGGCUUGGGGAUGAGCCUCACCUACGCCGUGCUCCUUACCAAACCCAACAAGAGCUACAGGAUCUUCGAGCGGGGUGAGUCACAGAGGGACCCAGAAGUUCUGGAGGACCCAGAUCAGGAGGGGGACAGGAAUUCAGGGAGGGACUCAGGAGUUCAGGUUGAGGGACAUAGAAUGGGGUUCCACCUACCCCAUGCUCCUUACCAAGACCAAGCACAUCUAAUCUGUCUUCAAAGAAGGUGUGACAUGGCCAAAGGUGACACCUUGGCCUGCUUGGCCUACACUUUUCUCCUCAUGUUGACCUGCACCAUCUAUGCUGUCAAAGCCCAGGGCAUCCCCAAGGCCUGCAGCAAGGUCAAACCUGUUGUCUUCACCACGUACGCCACCUGUGUCAUCUGGAUGGCCUUUGGCUCUCUCUUCUUCAGCACCACCCAGUCAGCUGAGAAGGUGAGGACAUCUUGA